AUGUCGCCGAUCAACGAUACCGUCGAUCUGGAACAAGAUGCCCGGUCCGUGGAUCAUGGCUCUGAGACGAGAAUUCCCGAUUCACCUGAAACCACAAAGAAAGAGAAGCCAGAGGAGCUGAAGCCGAGAGCCCCAGAGUCUAUACAUCACGCUGAGAUGUACGAAAUGGACAAUGGCUCUACUCAACGUGGCCUGAAAAACAGACAUGCCCAGAUGAUUGCACUCGGUGGCUCCAUCGGAACUGGGUUGUUUGUAGCGAGUGGCUCCCUUCUCGCCAUAGGUGGACCUGCUUUUGCACUUGCUUCAUACACGGUUGUCGCUAUACUCGUUUACUGUGGGGUGGUUACGGCAGUGACUGAAAUUGCUACGUAUCUUCCUGUUCACGGCGGAACAAUGUCAUACUAUGGACACCGAUACGUAUCUCGGUCCAUGGGUUUCGCUCUCGGCUAUCUCUAUUGGUAUGCCUUGGGGAUUCUAGUUCCAUACGAGAUUACUGCCGCGAGUCUAGUGAUUGGCUACUGGCCUAACAACAUCAACAUUGCGGUUUGGAUCACGAUCAUGAUCGUUGUCAUUGUUGGGUUGAACUUUCUCCCAGUGAAGCACUAUGGCGAGGCAGAAUUUUGGUUUGCCGGAUCCAAGGUGAUUCUUAUGAUAGGCCUGUUGGUGCUGUCUUUCAUUCUGUUCUGGGGUGGUGGCCCUACUCGAGAUCGACUCGGCUUCCGAUACUGGCAAGACCCUGGUGCCGCAAACCCAUUCAUCAAAUCCGGAGAUGCUGGACGCACCAUAUCAUUUUUUUACUCCUUCGUGAACUCAGUCUUUCCUUUUAGUUUCGCGCCGGAGCUUCUUGUUACCACUGGCGGUGAAAUGCAAUCACCCCGUCGGAACCUUCCCAUUGCUUCAAGGCGUUACUUCUACCGACUCAUGAUAUUCUUUGUGCUUGGAAUCUUGGCAAUAGGCGUUACAUGUCCUAGUAAUGACCCCAGACUUCUCAGUGGUCAUGCUGGUGCUGGCUCAUCCCCAUUUGUGAUUGCAAUGGUCAAUGCUGGCAUUCGAACAUUGCCCUCUAUCGUCAACGCUGGAAUCCUUAUCUCAGCUUGGUCAUCUGGCAACUCCUUCCUUUACAUUUCGAGCCGCUCACUAUACAGCUUGAGCAUUCAGGGCUCCGCACCGGGCAUGUUCAAGCGAUGCAAUCGCUGGGGAGUCCCGUACAUGGCUGUUGGGUGUUCCUCGCUCUUCUGCGGGUUGGCCUAUCUGAAUGUUGCUUCUAGUGGCGUGCAAGUGUUCAACUGGUUCGUCAGCCUGACAAACACAUCUGGAAUGAUCAGCUGGGUGUGUUGCUCGAUCAUUUACAUUCGAUUCCGCCGAGCCGUGGAAGUUCAAAAUGUGCAAUUACCUUUCACUAGUAUGUUCCAACCUUACGGCGCCUACUUCGCGGGCCCUCUUUUUGGGAUACUGUGUUUGAUCAAUGGGUUCACAGUUUUCUUUCCUGGGAGGUUCUCAGCCACAAGUUUCCUUACUGCCUAUGUUGGGAUUCCUAUAUUUCUUGUUUUGUACUUUGGCCACAGAGUCGUCAGCUGGCGCGAAAAGUGGGCUCGGUCACCGGAGGAGAUCGAUAUGAUCACGGGGUUGGAUGAGGUCCUGGGGGCCGAGGAACCGGUCAGGAAGAGGAAGGGAAUAGCAAGACUACUUUCUAUAGUUGAAUAG
This is a messenger RNA of Penicillium olsonii, 1704 nucleotides long. Lineage: Eukaryota; Fungi; Ascomycota; Eurotiomycetes; Eurotiales; Aspergillaceae. The record is from the annotation of a GenBank genome assembly.